Rotaria socialis is the source of this 1098-nucleotide messenger RNA. NCBI's taxonomy places the organism in Eukaryota, Metazoa, Rotifera, Eurotatoria, Philodinida, Philodinidae. The record is from the annotation of a GenBank genome assembly.
AUGAAUCGAACCAACUCUGGGCGUCGUCCAGCGCCAGAUCCAAAUUCAAUUGAAGCAAAAUAUUUAACAUCUACUGUUGGACCAGCAUUAAUUCGGGGCUUAUCAGAGAUUGUUGAACGUCGUCCAAAUGAUCCGAUUGAAUAUUUAGCUACAUAUCUCUAUAAGCAAGCGGAAAAUACACGCGCACAAAAAAAAAAAGAAGACGAUGUAAAACAAUUAGAACUGGAACGGCAACAAGUUGAAGAAGAAAAAUUACGUCGUGCUCAACUUAAAAGUGAAAUUCGAGCUCUACGUGAAAAAGAAGAAGCUGAACAAAAACAACGUGAAAUUGAAGAAAGACGUAAACGAGAAGCUGAAGAAUUAGCUAAACGACAUAAGGAAUUAGCAAGUCAACCACCGGCAUUACCUGCUGUACGCGAAGAAGAUGAUAUAUUUGUUGUUGAAUUUGGUGAAACAGAACUUCAUCGACAAGCUGCUGUUAAAAAUGCCAAUCUCUUGGAAUUGCUUCGAGAUAAUUAUCAUUCAAUUGCAUCACGUAAUGCUGACGGGAAAACACCACGUGACGUUGCACUUGACGCUGGUUUUCAAGAAAAUGUUGAACAAAUUGAUUCCUACUGUAUUCUGUUACUUCAAAAUGGAAAUACAAAAGCUAUUAAUGAUUUAGUUUUAUGUGGCUACACAGAGAUCAUUAAUCAAUUAAAAACAAUUGAAGAUAGUGAUGAAGAUACAAAUGAAUUCAUAAAUGUUGACAUACCUCAAUUAUUGGAAAAAGUAAAACAAUUACAACAAGCAAUUAAAGACGGAGAUACACAAACAGUUGACACGAUGAUGUCCGAUCGUAAAAACAUUGCACUUUAUCGAGAUGUUGAAGGUUCAUCAUCAUUACAUAAUGCUAUUGACAAUCGUCAAUAUGCAAUAGCAUUGAAUCUCUUGCAAAAAUAUCCAUCAUUAGCGCUAGUUAAAGACAUUCGUGAUCGAUCAAGUCUCGAUUUACUUAAUUCAAUUGACGAAGAUAGUGUGAGUGAUGAUCAACGUGAAAUGUAUGAUCAACUGAAAGAUGCAUUAAUAGCAACAUCGGGAAGUCACCAAAUGGAUUAA